Messenger RNA from Condylura cristata (star-nosed mole), 1663 nucleotides. It is a transcript of the gene TEFM, whose product is annotated as transcription elongation factor, mitochondrial. NCBI's taxonomy places the organism in Eukaryota, Metazoa, Chordata, Mammalia, Eulipotyphla, Talpidae. Gene Ontology annotation, molecular function: nucleic acid binding; DNA polymerase processivity factor activity. Gene Ontology annotation, biological process: transcription elongation by mitochondrial RNA polymerase; mitochondrial transcription. The transcript is spliced from 5 exons. The coding region runs from base 1 to 1305 and encodes 434 amino acids. Gene Ontology annotation, cellular component: mitochondrial nucleoid. The record is from RefSeq and is a predicted model, not a curated record.
AUGAAAUAUUGCUCGGACGUGGAAGGCACAGGACCCAAGCAACCCCUUCCGGCCCCGACCUCCUGCUUGCAUGCCGGUUCCCUGCUGAGCUCUGAACACCUAGCAGUUAGUCCAUUCUACCUGGUAAUAUGCUUCGGCAGGAACCUUCCGAAAGAUCGGACACUUCGGGGUGAGGGACGCAGGAAACGGAAGUCAGUGGCGGAAACCUGGACUGUGGGAGUCUACUGCUUUAUAACGUGGAGGAUGAGCGUAAUGAGUCUCAUUUUGGCGGGAGGGAGGUGGAGAUGUUUGCCAGUUCCAUUAGAGUCAUCCUUCUUCCAGACCCUACAUUAUUCCUGCCGUCGAAAAAAAUCUACUGCUCCUAUGAACAUUCAUGAAAAUGCAGAGGAGCCUGUUAAUGCAUUUGACAAGCUGUUUUCCUCAGAACAGCAGGCUUCCAUCUUGCAUGUACUGAAUACAGCAUCUAAUAAAGAACUUGAGGCUUUCAGACUGCUUCGUGGAAGAAAGUCCAACAAUAUUGUACAGCAUAGAGAAAAGUUUGGGCCGUUUCAGAAUUUGGAAAGUUUAAUGAAUGUUCCCUUGUUCCAGUACAAAACUACCAUUCAAGUUUGUAACUCCAUUCUUUGUCCAGAGACUGGCCAGAAAAAAAGACAGUUACAGGAAAACCGGCUCUUGAGAAAGCUCAUCAAACCAGAUGUAGGAAAAGAAAAGCUCAAGGCAGUUAAUAGUAUCGUGUCCAUUGUUUUUGGUACUCGAAGAAUUGCCUGGGCUCACCUUGAUCGAAAGUUGGCAGUGCUUGAUUGGCAGCAAAAUGAAUGUUGCCAGUUGAUUAAAGGAACAUACCCAUCAUCUGUCUAUUUUGAAAAGAUUUCUUCAGUCAUAUCAAAGAUGCCUAAAGCUGACUUCUAUGUUAUGGAAAAAAUAGGACUUUCCAUUCAGAACACAACUCUAUUUCCUGUAUUGUUACAUUUUCAUAUCUUGGAAGCCAUGCUCUAUGCCCUAUUAAAUAAAACUUUUGGCCGGGAUGGCCAGCAUCAAGUGCUAAGCAUGAAUCGAAAUGCAGUGGGAAAGCACUUUGAAUUGAUGAUUGGUGACACAAGGACUAGCGGAAAAGAACUAGUGAAGCAGUUCCUCUCAGACUCCGUGCUGAAGCCAGACCCACGGGUAUUCUUCCCAUCAGAUAAGAUAGUCCGCUACAGACAGAUGUUUUCAUCUACUGAACAAAACAGAGUAGAAGAGUUGUAUGAUUCAUUAUUACAAGCUGUUGCCUUCUAUGAAUUAGUAGUUUUUGACACUGAAUCUUAAAAUUGUGGGGUUAAUUUAUUGUCUUUUUAAAGUUGUAUUAAUUUGUAUUUAUCAGCCCAAAUGCUAUAAAUUCAUGGUAAUGGAAAACAUGUUUGAGUAUAUUUAAGUGUUUCAAGUAAGAUUUUUGGCUGGUAAUUUAUAUAGUAAUAAACCAAGGCCAAAUCAAUAUCGUAUGAGAUUCUGUGCCUUUUAGGUUUUAAGUAUUCAACAAUGAGAUCAUCCACUAAAUUGCACAAACAAGAAAGUUAUGUCCCUUUAAAAGCAAAUGUCAUCUGGAGGAUCUGCAUAAUUUUACUGUUAGAGAAUGAUUUAUCUGGCUGCUGCUUAUGGGAAUAAAGCUAAAUAUAAUAGACACACA